Dentiscutata heterogama is the source of this 136-nucleotide messenger RNA. Lineage: Eukaryota; Fungi; Glomeromycota; Glomeromycetes; Diversisporales; Gigasporaceae. The record is from the annotation of a GenBank genome assembly.
AUGCCUAGCUGCAGUUUUUGUUCUGGCAUUCUUCCCUCUGAUGCAUUCAUAUACAAAGGCAAAGCUUACAAGACUUGUAAUCAUUGUAGAAUCUCAAAAGCUGAUAACAAAACUGCCAAACAAAGUGAAUUAGUUG